GAAGAUUAAAAAGAACACAAACAUGGCGCCUCCAACAGAUUUUCCGCCCGUCGUUCUCUUUGGAUAUGACUCAAGUCCGUUCACGAAUAAAGUACGGUUGGCGUUGAGGUUGAAGCAGAUUCCAUUCUGUACGUAUUGACUGGUUAUUCUUUUCAAGGAUAUUUCGACUUUUCAUUUUCCUCGGAUUCUGAAGUCGGGUUUGGUAACAGUUGUCAUGAUGAGUUGCUAUAAUUCACUCUUCGAGCACAUCUCGUCUCGGAUGAUACCUCCACAUCCCCAAAUCUCGUUCUUUCUUGAAUGGACACAAAUUUUAACAUAGCCGCAAAACAGCAUACAUCCCCGUCCCAUCAAUGAUGCCCCGACCCCUCCUCUCCAAAACAUUCGGGCUACAUUACCGAAAAAUCCCGGUCCUCUCCAUCGGCCGCGAGGUCUACUGCGACACGACCGUCAUCAUCGAAGCGCUUGAGCACUACUUCCCUGCCUCCCAAGGCUGGGGCACCGUGUAUCCCAAGUUCGACGGCGUGGACGAAUGGGUGUACCGCGGCUUGGUCCGCGGAUUCGCGAGUUUCUGGGUUGAUAAACCACUCUUCCGCACAACAACGGGCCUUAUCCCCCCUUCCGUCUGGCGCACAUCCUUCGGCACCGACCGCAGCGCCCUAAUCGGCCACACCCUCGACCCGGAAAAACUCGGCGCCAAAAUCCCACAGAACCUAUCUACUCUCGACCUGCACCUCUCCCUCCUGGAGCCUACGUUCAAGUCCGCGGGCACGUGGGCCAUCCCCACGAAGCAGCCCUCCCUCGCGGACAUCUCGCUGUACUAUCAACUGAGGUGGGGGAUCGACAUUGCGGCCGGGAAGGGGAUAUAUAACCUCACAGGUGGCGGGACACAGGAUACGCAGAGCAAUAUCACGGAUGAGGUGUUCAAUGAGAAGAGGUAUCCGGGCAUAUGGAAUUGGUUCCACGCGCUGGAGGCGUACCUCGAGUCUCUGCCUGAUCUUGAGACAACGGUCGACGGGGAGGCGAGUGGAGAGUGGAAGGAAGCGUUGAGGAAAGCAAAGACUGUGGCGGAAGAGGAUCUCCUUGUUCCUACGGAAGUGGAUGAGGUGUUGGAUGUAGAUGUUCAGAGGGGUUUGGAAUCUGGUGCCGCGGUAUCGAUUGCGCCUGAUGACACGGGAAGAGAUGAUCCAACCGUAGGGACGUUGGUGAAGAUCGGAGUGCAAGAGAUCGUAAUCAAACCGGUUGCUGAGGCGGAGCUAGAUGUCAGGAUUCAUUUUCCGAGAUUGGGUUUUGUGGUCAAGAUCGUGGAUGCGAGCAAAUUGUAGGGCAGGGCAGGGCAAAGGGUCAUCUAGGAGUUCACAUAACUUUGGUUUUCGGGCGCAUUGAUAGAUAGAGGGAUAUUAUUCAAACUUGUAUGAACGGGAUCUGCUGAAAACAGCGGUUGGUGAGCUACAGGGUAUUAUUGCCAAAGGCGAGACCUACGUGAGAGGUGGCUCGCCCUCUUGAGCACAUGUAGUCCGAAGUUUAAACAAAAAUCCUACGUAGUCAAUAUACGACCCUAAAACAUUACUCAUGCGGCUCAACAAG
Messenger RNA from Aaosphaeria arxii CBS 175.79, 1584 nucleotides. RefSeq lists its product as uncharacterized. NCBI's taxonomy places the organism in Eukaryota, Fungi, Ascomycota, Dothideomycetes, Pleosporales. The record is from RefSeq and is a predicted model, not a curated record. The transcript is spliced from 3 exons. The coding region runs from base 354 to 1322 and encodes 322 amino acids.